CACAGGCGGGAUAAUUUUGCUUUCAAUACUUAACAGUUUUCGAUGAAGAACGGAUCCACAACCGAUUAUUCCAUUUAUUGUCAGGAUCAGCUCGACUAUCUUCUAAGGAAGAGAGAGACGCCGGCAGGACUGAUUUUCAACGUAAGGCAUUAGUGGAGCAUUGUGACCCGAUGAAUUUUAUUCAGUGAAAGAUGUUUCAUCAUGGUGAUAAAGGAGGCAAGAAAUCUGCGUUUGGACAUCCUGUCUACGGCCAGAUUGCUCUCUCGAUUAUCCUCCUCCUCCUUCCUUUUCUGGUCACCGCCUUCCCGGUUAACACAGUAGUUGAGGAGUUCUGCAAGGAUCCUGGUGUUCCUGAGCACGGAAUCAGAACUCCAAACAGUGGUGUGUUCUUUGAAAACUCGGUGGCCAGAUUCUCUUGUGUGGAUGGUUAUAGCUUAAAGGGGCCAGCCAAGAUUAUCUGCACGCGCUUCCAUAAUGGAUCGGUAGGCUGGAAACCAAGCCUUAAACCAGUGUGCCUUUCAGAAGAUUGUCUUCCUCCAUUCAUCGAGGAUGCUGAUGUCACAAAUAAGACGUACAGGCCUGGUGACAGCCUCAUUAUUAGCUGUCAUGAGGGAUUUCAGAUCCGAUACCCUGACACAGAAACUAUGGAAUCAGUCUGCCAGGCAGAUGGGACAUGGGAUAAUCAGCCAACCUGUCAAGGCUGCCUCCGGCCGCUGAUACCUCCACACAGUUACAUGAACAUCUCAGAAACAGAGUUCUCUGUGCCUGUUGGGACUGUGGUCCACUACCAGUGUUUUCCUGGUUACAAGUUGGAAGGACCUAAACUUCUGGAAUGCAUGUAUAACCUCAUCUGGUCGAACACGCCACCCCGGUGCCUUGAUGUUACAGCAUGCUCUUUACCCCCGAUGAUAGAACAUGGAGAUUACAUGUGCCACCCACAGCCAUGUGACCGCUACAUUCAUGGGACGGUCGUAGAAUACUACUGUUAUCCUGGCUACUCUUUAGCGAAUGACUACAAGUACAUCACCUGCCAGUACGGACAAUGGUUUCCACAAAUGCAGUUUUACUGCAUCAAAGAUGAGACAACCUGGCCUGGUUUUCAAGACUCUGUACUAACCACAUGGAAAGUAGUGGCUUGUACAGCCACUAGUGUGCUGCUAGCUCUGCUCUUGGUGAUCACAGGCAAGAUAUUCCACUUCAAAUGCAAAUCCCAGCAAAGUCCAAGUGAAGAGCAAGAUGAAAGCCGUGAUCCUAACAUCUUGGUUAUAGAUGGUGUUGCUGUACCACUUCCCUCUUAUGAAGAGGCUGUUAGUGGUACCUACAGUCAGCCCCCAAACGAUCUGUCCCCUAUUGGUGUGGGGAGCUCACAGCAUUCAGAAGAACAAAACCCACCUUCAUAUCCUGGGCAUACAGGGAGUCAUAAUGGUGUGCCGUCGGACACUGGAGAGGCUGAGACCUGUGAUAGCAUCUCGGACACAUCAGAAUGUCUUCAAGGCAUACAGCCAUCUUCUUCCCGUGCUGGUGGCCUCAAUAACAUGUCUGAGAAAACCAAUGCCAUCACCUCUAUGGAGGAGACCGCCUCCACAAGCCCCAGCAUAGACAUUGCAGAUGAAAUUCCUCUCGUGGAGGAUGGUGAAGCGGACUACUGAUUGUUACCUUUAACUGAAAAUGGGACACUUGAGAUUGUUUCACUCCACUGUUGAUUAUUUCAUUGUUCAUUUCUGAUUUUGUUGAACAACAUGGCACAGGCCAAAUUACUGCUCAUAAGGAAUUAUUGCACACAUAUUUAAUGAAGAGCACAGCAGGUAAAGAUAGGCAAUAAAAAAAAAUAAUAAUAAUAAUCAAAACUAAAUAAAUUCCCAUUUCAUGUUCAUGAAGGAACUAUGCCUUAGACCAUAGCAUAUUGUUAAUUUAACUCUCCCACAAUACAUAACACAAGUAUUAUAAAUUAUUUUUCUUGUGACUUUCACUUGGCAACUGCGCUGCAUUCUGGCCAGCUUUCAAAUGGUAUGGACUGUAACGAUGAAUAUUUCUUAAAUAAAUAAUAUGUUAACUUUAUAUUUGGGUUUACUUUGAUUUCGGUUAAGUGCAUUCAUCCAGGUGAACUAGGAACAAGCCCAAGGCAGGUGAACUGCAUACAUUAUGACAAGCUGACAACAUAGCCUGCAAAGUUGGACUAUAUUGGUUUAUAACACACAUAUAAGCAAGUUUAAUUUUAACAGACCACAAAUAUAGUUUAGAGCACAGCUCUAACAAGAUGUCUUUUUAAAUUGAUUUGAAAAAGGGGAAGAAAAAACACUGCUAACAUGGGCAGAUAAAAGUAGCAUUUACAUUUAAAUUUCUUAGAGGCAGAUAAAAUACAGAAUGAGAAGUCUCUUUAGGUGCAGCAGCACAUUAGACUCUUUCCAGUUCAUGUGGCUGGAUCGCUGCUUAUAGAUGGAUUAUGAGGAAUGUCAUAAACUGAAAGCUAUCUUUCAAUGUGCCUGUCAUUGAAGAGCAACAGAUGGCUUAUGCAUCUGUGAUACAGACUUUCUUCUAAAGACAUUAGCCUACACAAUAACAUUGUGCAGCUUUGAAAGUUAGCCAACUAAGCAAGCAAGAAUUUGGAUAGCUACCUGUUA
Messenger RNA from Cyprinus carpio (common carp), 2621 nucleotides. It is a transcript of the gene susd4, whose product is annotated as sushi domain containing 4. The transcript is spliced from 9 exons. NCBI's taxonomy places the organism in Eukaryota, Metazoa, Chordata, Actinopteri, Cypriniformes, Cyprinidae. Gene Ontology annotation, biological process: negative regulation of complement activation, alternative pathway; negative regulation of complement activation, classical pathway. Bases 192 to 1649 code for a protein of 485 amino acids. The record is from RefSeq and is a predicted model, not a curated record.